AAAAGCGGAAGGCAGCGCGGCAGCGACUCACUCACUAGCGAAGCGAGGGAGACGUACAGUGACGGUAGUGCGAGGAUCAGUGACACCACGAUGGGUCUGACAUUCAACAUCAAAGCCAUCUGCACCCUCUCCGGCUUCCUCAAGCUGGUGGAAAUCAUUCUGGCCUUCAUCUGCAUCGCGCUCCUUCGCAAUUACAAUCUUGGCUUCGGUGUGGGCAGCAGGGAUGGAGCCACUGCGUAUGAUCGGGAGCUGGUAGGCACUAUCGCCAUUGGUUCCUCGAUCCUCAUCUCCAUCCCACUGCUGCUGGCUUACAUCUUCUUCGCACACGCCUCAAACCUGCUAGAAAUUCUGUACUGCUUCACCGCUGCCAUCAUGAACGUGGCAGGAGGAGCCAUGGCCAUCGAGUACUACCAGAACCGCGGGGACAGUGAGCACGUGAAAGCCGGCAUGGCAAUGGGGUCCCUCAUGAUCAUCAAUGCCCUGGCUUACCUCAUCGACGCAGGGACAGGCACAAUCGCCAAUCGCAAAUAGAUCCCAGUCCGCGUGUUUCCGUUAGGAUGCACCCCUGUGACCCUCUCCGCAGGAUGGGUCCCGUGGUGCUCCCCUCUCGAUGACUCAAUGUGACGGGCGUGCUUUGUCUGCGUCAGCGCCUGAACACCGACCACUUCCAUCGGCUUGGUUUGAUAUUUGAUAGGUUAAUGAUUCAUGUCAGUGUUAGGAAAGACAUUAGUUUUGUCUCUUGUUUGCAUUUGUGUGUGGUUUCGCGAUAAUCUGAUUGUGAGUGAACAUUGCUUUUUCCUGUUGAAUGUAUUUACUCGAGGCACUUGUAAACAGUUUAUGAUUAGAUGAGGAACUGAUUUAUACAUUGAUAACUUAUUGCACAAAAAGAUUACUCUGAUAUUUGUUUAUUCUCACAUUGUGAUUAUAUAUUGUUCAGGUCGAGAUUUGUUCAUUCACAGUGUUUUGAUAUGUAUGUAAGUACGUGUGUGUGUGUGUGUGUGUGUGUGUGUGUGUGUGUGUGUGUGUGUGUGUAAAGUAUACAGUAUACUUUGCAAGGUUGAACAUGGUGUCAAAGGGAUACGAUAAUGACCUUUAUAAAUAUAUGAUGUA
Molecule: messenger RNA, 1110 nt
Organism: Portunus trituberculatus (swimming crab)
Lineage: Eukaryota; Metazoa; Arthropoda; Malacostraca; Decapoda; Portunidae
Exons: 4
Coding region: 91-531 (146 amino acids)
Biological process (GO): septate junction assembly
Cellular component (GO): membrane
Source: RefSeq, a predicted model, not a curated record